Onychomys torridus (southern grasshopper mouse) is the source of this 1892-nucleotide messenger RNA. RefSeq names its product eukaryotic translation initiation factor 3 subunit E (gene Eif3e). The record is from RefSeq and is a predicted model, not a curated record. Bases 85 to 1422 code for a protein of 445 amino acids. Gene Ontology annotation, molecular function: translation initiation factor activity. Lineage: Eukaryota; Metazoa; Chordata; Mammalia; Rodentia; Cricetidae. Gene Ontology annotation, cellular component: eukaryotic translation initiation factor 3 complex; nucleus; cytoplasm. The transcript has 13 exons. Gene Ontology annotation, biological process: translational initiation.
ACAUGCGCAGUGCGGGGCCUGUCCGUCUUUCUCGGCGCUGUUAAUAAAGUUUUCGCGGACAAGCUCUCCCUUUCCCCCGGCAAGAUGGCGGAGUACGACUUGACGACUCGCAUCGCGCACUUUCUGGAUCGGCAUCUGGUCUUCCCGCUCCUUGAGUUUCUCUCGGUGAAAGAGAUAUAUAAUGAAAAAGAAUUAUUACAAGGGAAAUUGGAUCUUCUUAGUGAUACCAACAUGGUAGACUUUGCUAUGGAUGUCUACAAAAACCUUUAUUCUGAUGAUAUCCCGCAUGCUUUGAGAGAAAAAAGAACCACAGUUGUUGCACAGCUGAAACAGCUCCAGGCAGAAACAGAACCAAUUGUGAAGAUGUUUGAAGAUCCAGAAACUACAAGGCAGAUGCAGUCAACCAGGGAUGGUCGGAUGUUAUUUGACUACUUAGCAGACAAGCAUGGGUUUAGGCAGGAGUAUUUAGAUACACUCUACAGAUACGCAAAAUUCCAAUAUGAGUGUGGGAAUUACUCAGGAGCCGCAGAAUAUCUUUACUUCUUUAGAGUUUUGGUUCCAGCAACAGAUAGAAAUGCAUUAAGUUCACUCUGGGGAAAACUGGCCUCUGAAAUCUUAAUGCAGAAUUGGGAUGCAGCCAUGGAAGACCUUACUCGGUUAAAAGAGACCAUAGACAAUAAUUCUGUGAGUUCUCCACUCCAGUCUCUUCAGCAGCGGACAUGGCUCAUUCAUUGGUCUCUGUUUGUUUUUUUCAACCAUCCAAAAGGCCGUGAUAAUAUUAUUGAUCUCUUCCUUUACCAACCACAGUACCUUAAUGCAAUCCAGACAAUGUGUCCACAUAUUCUCCGCUAUUUGACCACUGCUGUCAUAACAAACAAAGAUGUGCGGAAACGCCGGCAGGUGCUGAAAGAUCUAGUGAAAGUCAUUCAGCAGGAGUCUUAUACAUACAAAGACCCAAUUACAGAAUUUGUUGAAUGCUUAUAUGUUAACUUUGAUUUUGAUGGGGCUCAGAAAAAGCUGAGGGAAUGUGAAUCAGUACUUGUGAAUGACUUCUUCUUGGUGGCUUGUCUUGAGGACUUCAUUGAAAAUGCCCGUCUCUUCAUAUUUGAAACUUUCUGUCGUAUCCACCAGUGUAUCAGCAUUAAUAUGUUAGCAGAUAAACUGAAUAUGACUCCAGAAGAAGCUGAAAGAUGGAUUGUGAAUUUGAUUAGAAAUGCAAGGUUGGAUGCCAAGAUUGAUUCUAAACUAGGUCAUGUGGUAAUGGGUAACAAUGCAGUCUCACCCUAUCAGCAAGUGAUUGAAAAGACUAAAAGUCUUUCUUUUAGAAGCCAAAUGUUGGCCAUGAAUAUCGAAAAGAAACUUAAUCAGAACAGUAGAUCAGAGGCUCCCAACUGGGCAACCCAAGAUUCUGGCUUCUAUUAAAGAAUUAUAAAGAAAAGAAGAAAAAAGAAUCAAGGAAAGACACUGUAACUAUUAUAUAUAAAGGGCAACAUACAUUUUUAGAAGCAAUUGACAUGUUUACUAUAAAUUUGGACAAUUUGAAUAAAAUCGGCUAUGAUUAAUUUUUAGCUUUCUUGAGUUUCCUUGUAUAUGCAGGUGUGUUUUAUUAACUUUAUUUUCAAGCAGUCCUGUAUUCUCAGAAAGUUGAUAAAAGGAGUGUAGAGAGGUCCAUGUUUAUUAACCCAGUUUCCCCGGGUACUGUAGAACAAUACAAACCAGGGUAUUGACAUAAAUAUACAUAAAUGGAUCUUUUUUUUAAUAUGUGCAGAUUUGUGUAUCUUGUGGUUGAAGUACAGAACUAUCACUAGGUCAUCUCAGUAGUUCUAACACCUGGCAACCACUAAUCUGGUCUCUGUCUCUGAGAAUUUUACAAAAAAAAAAAAAAGAAGAAG